Caenorhabditis angaria is the source of this 2458-nucleotide messenger RNA. The record is from the annotation of a GenBank genome assembly. Lineage: Eukaryota; Metazoa; Nematoda; Chromadorea; Rhabditida; Rhabditidae.
AUGAAACUAUUAUACUUUUCAUUUUUGCUAAUCGUGCCAAUUUUGGCUCAAUAUGAAGAGAAUCCAAUCAUUCGAUCCCCGCCAGCUCACACUCCUCAAUUCAAAAAGGUUGAACCUAAGUUAAGAGCUCCACCAAUUCCAAAAUGGGUUCAUAUAGUAAGAAUUUAGUUUGGAAAAAAUAUUCUGUGCAAAUUCCACAAAUAGAAAAAAUCAGGAUAAUCUUUAUUUUUAAAUCUAUCAAUUUCUACCUAUCAGUCUGACACUUGAAUUUUAUCAACAAAAAAUAACCAGUUUAGGUCACGUUUUUUUUAUUUCGAAAAAUAUUGUAAUAACAUUUUCAGGUGAAUGAAAAGAAUGAAGUGUUAACUGAUGAAGUUGCUGGAUCCGGUGUUUUAGGUGAACCAGAAGAAUCAGGUGAUCAUUCUGGAGAUUUGGAACCAAACGAUGGAUCUGGUGGAUCUGGAGUUAGGCCAACUGAUGUUUCUGGAGAAGGUGGGGGUGAUGACGAUUUUGGGAAUAUGAUGAAUAAAAUGGAAAAACAAGCAGCUGAUGCAGGAAUUGCUUGCCCAUCGGAUAUUAUUUUUGUUCUUGAUGCAACUAGUUCAGUCAAAGGGAUUUUUGAGGAAUAUAUCAACUAUAUUCUCAAGGUCAAUUUUCCCUCGCUCCUUUUCAUAUAGAAGUAGCCAGAGAUGAAACUUGACAAGUUUGAGUUUUCAGGUCAUUGAAGGUCUUAGUAUCUCACAAUCUGGUGAUCGUGUUGGAGUCAUCGUUUAUUCGUCAGAGCGAAAACAAAAAGAGAAAAUUCGACUUGGUGAAUUCAAUUCGACAAGUGAUUUGCAACAAGCAAUUAGAGGUAAAGAUUAACUUUGAGAUAAUAAUUUGGGUCAUUUUUUAAUUGUUUUGUUUUUUUUCAGAUUUACCAUUUUUUGCUGGAAUCACUGCAACUGGAGAGGCAUUAAAAUUUGCGUCAGAACAUACAACUGAUCGAAGAACAAAGUUGACAUUGAACUAUGUUGUUUUGACUGAUGGAUACAGGUUUGAUGAUAAAAACAUAAACAAAAUAGAACAUAAAAUGAAAAAAAAAAUGUUUUCAGUUAUGAUAUCAUUGAAGCUGGAGCCCGUAAAUUAAGAGCUGUUCCAAACUCAAAAAUCUAUGCAGUGUCUAUCGGAGACUCGUUUGUCAAGAAUGAACUUGAAAUCAUCACUGGAAAUCCCGAAAAUGUUUUGCAUGGCGAAUCAUCUUAUGCAGCCUUGGUGAAAUCAAUCAAAAAUUGUAAUUCAAGAUCAGCUUUCCAACAUGAUUCAGAGGUAGGUUUACACUCGCUUUUCUGCUUUUUCGCGAAUUUUGAAUGAGAGUCGAAGAAUAGAGCCUUUUGUUUCUAAAAAAAUGAUUCUUUCGGUUCAAUCGAUUCCUUGUUUUCAAUUCAAAAACUACCGCUUAUUCUUAAGUUGAUUUUGAGUUUGCCUGUUUUCAUUUUUCUUCUCAAAAAUCUAGCAAACUUGAAGGCGGAAACGGUGACCGUUCGCUACAUUCCAACCCCAAUUGACUCUCAGGGCCGACAUCUUGUUCCAAAUCCAAAAUUCACCAAAAACGGAGUUCGUGUUUUCAAUGACAAAGCAACAAAAGAGCAAAUUGAAUCUGCAGGUGAGUCUUUAUAAAUUUCUACAUAAUCUCAUGGUUUAAAAAUGAUAUUUCAGUUCGUGAGAGCUCGCGAAGAAAUGAUAGAUUUAUUGUGUCUCCAACAACUGAAGUUUCACUUCUAACAACUGAUUGUGAAUAUGAUAUUGGAUUGAUUUUUGACGCAUCCGGUUCGCUCACUCAAAACUUCCAAGAACAAUUGAAACAUGCUGAUAAAUUGAUUGAUCAACUUCCAAUCGCAAAAAAUCAAACAAAAGUUGCAGUUGUUCAAUUUGCAGGAAAAACAAAAACUAAAGUUCUGACAGAUUUCGAGUUUGUCACUUUCCCACGCAUUUUGUCAAAAAAUGUGAUGUUUCUAUUUUCAGAGACAAGGCGUCUAAAGAAGAAAUCAAAAAAAUCAUCAAAUUGUCGCAUUUCUAUUCUGGAACUACUUUCACAAAUCAAGCACUUUUGAAAAUGGCCAAUCUUUUCAAGGUAUACAUUUGGAUAUGGAACUUCAAAUAUAACUUAUUUACAGAAUUCAAACCGCGAUAAUGCUAAAAGAAAGAUGAUUAUUUUCACUGACGGAUAUAGCGCUGAAGAUACAUCUGAAGGAAUCGAAAAAUUAAAAUCCCAAGGUGUCACAAUUUACACAGUUGGAUGCAGUACAAAUGGAAUGGGAGUCAAUGUUCAUGAACUGGAGGUAUAUUGAAUUUUGAAAAACUGAAAUUCAAUUUUUUUUUUGAAUUGCAGAAUAUGGCUAGUGCUCCACAAUUUUAUUACGAAUCAAAUCAUUUUGAUGAACUUCUCCAACAUUUCCCAACAACCAAAUAUUGCUGA